Spea bombifrons (plains spadefoot toad) is the source of this 2249-nucleotide messenger RNA. It is a transcript of the gene RTKN2, whose product is annotated as rhotekin 2. Lineage: Eukaryota; Metazoa; Chordata; Amphibia; Anura; Pelobatidae. Gene Ontology annotation, biological process: hemopoiesis; signal transduction; positive regulation of cell population proliferation. The coding region runs from base 34 to 1965 and encodes 643 amino acids. The transcript is spliced from 12 exons. The record is from RefSeq and is a predicted model, not a curated record.
AGAAAGAUUACAGAUAGAACGUUGCAAAACACAAUGGAGGAAUCGGGACACGAUCCACGGCGCGAAAUUCAAAUGUUUCGAAGGAGCGAUAGGAAUCGAGCCACGGUAUCUGCCUGCUCGGCACUCGGGAUGGAGAUAAAGCGCAAGAAAAUCCGGGAGAGCGCUCUCUUUCCGCAGCAAGAUGACAACUCGGUUCAAGAAAAACUUGAUUUUGAAAUUCGGAUGCGAGACGGAAUAUGUAAACUGCUUUCCGUGAGCAGUCAGAAGGACCAAGUACUGAAUGCUGUAAAGAACUUAAUGGUUUGUAAUACCCGUAUCAAAGGAUAUAUGUUGCAGCUCAACUCGCCGGCAGAAGAAGAGAAUAUUGAGAAUAAUGGGAGAAGAUCUUCUGAUGCGGGAGUGAAAGAACGUGCAGCUUGCACUGGAAAAGUUGUUAUAUCAGGUAUUCGAAUCCCUUUGAUGUGGAAGGAUUCUGACCACUUCAGCAACAAAGAAAAAUCACAGCGCUAUGCCGUCUUUUGCAUGUUAAAGCUGGGAAAAGAGGUUUAUGACACUGACAUGGUUAUAGUGGAUAAAACAAUGACCGAUAUUUGCUUUGAAAAUUUAAUUGAAUUCACCGAAGCAAGGCCAGAUUUUCUGCUAAAGCUGGAAUUAUAUAGCUGCUGCAUGGAAGAUUCUUCUAUAACCAACACUCCAAAGAAACUUGCGCAAAAGCUUAGAAACUCAAUUGGCAAAUCUGCAGGCAAGAAAUUUAAUUCAGAGUUUGAAGAAACAGAGCCACAAGCUUUAUCGUUCUCAAGUCCUCAUAUGCCAGGAGCAAAAUACAACUUGCUUGCCCAUAUUACCUUCGCUUUGGAGGAUAUUGAAGACAACUUCAGCACCCAUAGUCUAACCAUAGCUGCUCAUGAGGAAUCUUCUUUUUGGCUUCCUUUGUAUGGUAGUAUGUGCUGCCGAUUAGUUGCCCAACCAGCCUGUAUGACUAACGAAGUAAUAUCAGGAUUUCUCAACCAACAGGAAUUGGUGGGAGGCGUUGGCAGCUGCAUUAGGUUGUACUGUGUGCUGAAAGGUGGAAAUCUUCUGUGCUAUUAUACCCCAGAAGAAAUUGAUGCGAAGAUCGAACCAACUUUGAUUAUACCUGUUAACAAGGAUACAAGAAUUCGAGCUGUGGGGAAAGAUUCCAAGAAAAGAACAAACAGUUUUUCUGUUAUCAACAUUAUGUCUGGAGAAGCUGUUACAAAAAUAUUUUCAGCUGACAGCAGAGAGGAGCUUCAAAAGUGGAUGGAAGCUUUCUGGCAGCAUUUUUACAACAUCAGUCGAUGGAAGCAUUGUGCAGAAGAACUUAUGAAAAUUGAGAUUAUGUCACCACGGAAACCACCAUUGUUUUUAACAAAAGAGGCAUCCUCUGUUUACCAUGAUAUGAGUAUUGGCUCCCCAGCGAAACUUGAAAGUGUAACCGAUAUUCUGCAUAGAAAAAUUGAAGAAACCGAUGGGAUGUUCCUUAUAGGACAGCAAGAAGAUGCUGCACCACCUCCUUGGGCUGCUUUAUUUGAUGGUAACCAUGACCUACAUUUUGAGAAAAAUACAAUGCCCUCUGCCUCAAAAGAUGAGACCAUACAGGGCCUUGAUGGUAAAGGAAAGAAGAGAAGAGCACCACCUCCUCCACCCAAUAAACCACAGUUUGGUGCAGAAACUCAUACGAGCAGAGACAUUGUGGAAAAAGAGAACAUGUGGACACGCUCCAGCUUCUCCCGAAAGUCCUUUGAUUCAAAGCUGGCUGCUCUAAUGCACCCGUUUCAGAGGCCUAUGGCAACCCCUCGUAUCCCUGUUUUAUCAGAAAAAAGACAACUUGAAGAAGGCAAGUCUAAAAGCCAAGAUGAUCACACAACAAAACCGAUCCCAACCCCUAGACAGAAAUCUGUCAAAGAAAUACUGGACCCUAGGUCAUGGCGCCAGUUACAAGAGUGACUUUUUUUAAAUCAUUUUUUUAAUGCAUUUUGUAUAUAUAUCCUUUUAAUUCUCUAGUAGAUGAUAGCAUUGGAAAUCACCACGGUCCAAUUAACUGUAAUUUUCUACAAAUGGUUAAGCACAGAAGAAAAAAGACAUUUGUUAUGAGCAAAUUGUUCCAUAGAAUAAUUGGCUUAUUAUUUUAAUACCCCAAUCCUAUCCUCGUGUUAUUUGUAAUGUGCUCAGUUGAUGUAUAAGAAUUUUCGAAUACCAUGAAAAAAAAAACUAUGCUCUUAAUCUUCAAA